AUGACCAUGAAGCACAAAAUACCGCCUGCAGAUAGCACAGCUGGACUGAAGCCGAGCUGGAAAUCUUUAUUCCACUUCACAACUCAACAGCAUCUACUAGCCCUCGUCAUUGGAGCGUUGUUCGCUCUUUUGGCGGGCUGUGUGACACCGGUCCUCGCUAUUUUCCUGGGAAACGUCUUCGAUGUGUUUACGGGAUUCGGAGGAGGAGAAACCGGUGCUGAUGAUCUCCGUGACAAGAUUACGAUAAACUGCAUCAGAAUGGUCGGGCUGGGAGCCGCUGGUUGGUUCCUCAACAGUGCAUACUUUGCCAUAUUUGUUGCUUUCGGAGAGCUUCAAGCGUCAAAAAUACGAACUAGAGUAUUCGUUGAGUUACUGAAACGCGAUGUUGCAUGGUUCGAGGCACACAAAGAGGGAUCGGGGGCUUUCCUUUCUGGGAUCCAAGCCGAAGUACAUGAUUUACAAAUGGCAACCUCGCAACCUCUCGGGCUUGUUAUGCAAUAUGCUUGUCGAUCAGUAGCAUCAUUAGUUCUGGGAAUGUAUACAUCUUGGAGUCUUUCGCUUGUCACGCUUGCUGGGAUUCCCAUUUUCUCAUCCAUCAUUGCCUAUCUCUCAUCGAGAAUGAAAUCAAGUAUCACUGCUCAACAAAUCGAGCUGACUCAUGCCUCCAAGAUCGCAAAUAACGCUAUCGGCUCUAUCGAAUCGGUCAAAUGUCUGAACGGUCAGGCUUUUGAGCAUCGCAGUUUUUCAAUUCGGAUUGAACAGUCGGCUAUCCAUUAUCUUCGCCAAUGUCGAUUGAACUCGCUGCAGCUCGCCUUUAUCCGAUGGAUGAUGUUCGGGAUGUUCGUUCAAGGCUUCUGGUACGGCAGCUCACUCGCUCGCAACGGCACCUUAUCAUCGGGUGAGGUCCUGAGGACGUUUUGGGCCUGCUUGACUGCAGCGCAAUCCAUUGAAAUGAUCCUGCCACAGAUGAUCGUCAUGGAAAAAGGAAAGGUUGCAAGCGAAGCUCUCAAGUCCCUUAUUCAGUGUACCGAUCACUCGGAGCAAAAGGUCAAGAGCGAGGAGAAGGAUACCAUAUGCCCGCUUCAUUGCGAAGGCGAUAUUGAGGUCAACAAUGUGAGCAGCACACUGUGGCGCACAAUGAUGGUGAAGAUCCUAAUAUUAUUCCAGGUAUCGUUUGCCUAUCCUACACAGCCCGACCGACUCGUCCUGAAGCCAUCUACCUUUUUCUUCCCGGCCGGGGAGACGACUUUCGUUAUCGGCAAAAGCGGCUCCGGUAAAAGCACACUGAGUCAGUUGCUAAUGCGGCUUUACGCCCCAACGUCGGGUGAGAUACUUAUCGAUGGUAAUCCCAUCCAGACGCUGAAUCCCAACUGGAUUCGAAACAAUGUCACCCUUGUGGAGCAGCGAAGUGUCCUCUUCAAUGAUUCUGUAUACCAGAAUAUCGCAUUCGGAAGUAGGAAGCACGGGGAAGUUCGCCUAGAAGACGUGGAAGAGCCGAUCCAGCUGGCCAUGCUCCAGGAUACUAUCCAUGGGCUACCAAACGGGAUAGAUACUUGUGUCGGGCCUGGUGGAAGCUUUCUCAGCGGUGGACAGAAGCAAAGAGUGGCCAUCGCAAGAGCCAAAUUGCGUGACACGCCUAUCUUGAUCCUCGACGAGCCCACAAGUGCUCUCGAUCACCUCAACCGUGUGGCGGUCAUGAAAGCUAUUCGAGAAUGGCGCGUCGGAAAGACGAAUAUCAUCAUUACCCAUGACAUGUCUCACAUCGUUGACGGAGACUUUCUUUACAUCCUUGAAGACGGGUCAAUCUUCCAUUCUGGACUCAGGAAACAACUUGAGAAACUUCCGGGCACCGAGAAGUAUUUUGGAGUAACAGCAAAAAGCAAUGAAGAGUCCAUUGAGCCUGAACCAACACUAGUCAGCAAAAAACUUGAGUCCGACUGGGACACCUCGUCGACCUCAAGCCUGGAAGAUUUGGAGCCUCGUCCACCCCAGCGUGUUUAUCACAACCGAAAUCGAACAUGGGCGCGGCACGAUAUUCCAUCCAAUUUCCGCUCCUCCCCAUGGUACAGUCCAGUGCCUAUAGGGAGUCCAGCAGAGGAUGUUACAUUCCCUCAAAGGAAGUGCAUAUCAUUCUUGGGGGUACCAAAGGCUUCUGUCUCUCACAAUGAAAGCAGCGGAGGUACUCAAGUACUAGUGAAGGAGCUUGAAAUGGAUCAAAUUCAUGAUUUUGGCUCAAGCACUGUUACAGUAAGCCAUUUUCCGAAAUCAAACCGCCUUUCAAGACGCCUUUUCCGCCCUGCAUCAUCCAUUGUACAUCCAAUGAAGCGCCGAAGGGGAAAAAAAGAGCGAAUGACUCUAUUCCAUAUCCUGGGUACUGUCAUGCCAAACUUGACCAUUAAGGAGCGUAUCGUUUUCUUCCUUGGUAUUGCUUCAUGUCUCAUUCACGCAAGUGCCACCCCGAUUUUUUCAUACUGCAUGUCUGAGCUAUUCACCACAUUCUAUGCUGGAACAAACAGCUCCAAGCUGGCAAUGAAAUGGUCACUGGCUGUACUGGGAGUCUCCUUCGGUGACGGCUUGGCAUCCUUUUUCAUGCACUUCUUUCUGGAAUACUGCGGUGAGGCUUGGAUGGACACCCUUCGAAAACAAGCGUUUCAACGAGUCCUCAAUCAGCCACGAGCAUGGUUUGAAAAGGAUGGCAACAGUGUCCAUCGAAUUACAUCUUACCUUGACCAGAAUAGCGAGGACAUGCGCAAUAUUAUAGGCCGAUUUGCCGGGUACGUAAUUGUGGCUGUUGCAAUCACGGUCAUGGCGGUCAUCUGGAGUCUGAUCGUCUGCUGGAAGUUGACGAUGGUCGCUCUGGCUUGUGGGCCUGUGAUUUAUGCGAUUACAAGAGGGUUUGAACGGAUCAAUUCUUCAUGGGAAGGGCGAUGCAACGAAAUCACAAGCACUGCUACUGAUGUUUUCACUGAGACCUUUUCCGAGAUACGGACUGUGAGGACAUUGACGCUGGAAGGGUACUUUCACCGCAAGCAAGCAACACUUAUCUCCUGCUGCCUGAAGACUGGCUUGAAGCGAGCUGUUUACACCGGAUUGAUGUUUGGUAUGGUCGAAUCGGCUGUCAUAUUAGCAAGCGCUCUCAUCUUCUACUACGGUGCGACUCUGGCAGGUUCUGGAUUCACAGCCAACGAAGUCAUGCAAGUCUUUUCAUUGCUCCUGUUCAGCAUCGGCUAUGCUGCUCAAAUCCUCUCGUGGAUCCCUCAAAUCAACAACUCACGUGAAAUAGCAGGUCAACUCUUGCGCCUAGCCAAUCUGCCCGAAGAAUCACACGAAAAUCGCGGCCGGCUGAAAAUAUCCACUCUAACCCCAAUCAGGCUCACCAAUGUCAACUUCCGAUAUCCUUCUCGCCCACACACACUAGUCCUGAAGAACGUGUCCAUCAACAUCACCGAAAACUCCUGCACUGCUAUUGUGGGACGAUCGGGAUCCGGCAAGUCAACCAUCGCCUCGUUGCUCCUCUCCCUCUACGAAGCCCCGGUCUCUAGAACUGGUCGUCCCACGGUGACUUUCAGCGGACAAGACAUCCUGCGCCUGCAUAUCCCGACAUUACGCUCACAAAUUGCUAUCGUCUCACAGCAGCCAACCGUACUCCCCGGUACCAUCUUCGCUAACAUAAGCUAUGGCAUGGAGAAGACCACCUCACUCUCAAGGGUCCCCAGCGUCCGCGCCGCGGCACAAGCAGCCGGGAUAGAUGACUUCAUCAUCUCAUUGCCCAAGGGCUACUUUACCGUCAUUGGCGAUGGAGGCAUCGGAUUAUCAGGCGGCCAAAAACAACGCGUGGUGAUCGCUCGUGCCCUCUUUCGCGAACCACAGGUCCUCAUACUGGACGAAGCCACGUCCAGUCUCGAUCCAGCUGGCGCAGAAGUGGUACGCCAGACAGUCAAGAACCUCGCCUCCUCACGUCGUGGCCUUACUGUAAUUAUCAUCACACACUCAAAGGAGAUGAUCCGGAUUGCGGACCACGUCGUUGUUCUGGAUCGCGGUGUUGUCGUGGAAGAUGGUCCGUACCAUGUCCUGUCCCAUAAGGUGGGGGGCAAGCUGCAUGAGUUAAUCAACGAUCCCGAGGAAGGUGAAUCGUAG
Molecule: messenger RNA, 4137 nt
Organism: Penicillium atrosanguineum
Lineage: Eukaryota; Fungi; Ascomycota; Eurotiomycetes; Eurotiales; Aspergillaceae
Product: ABC transporter B family protein
Exons: 4
Coding region: 1-4137 (1378 amino acids)
Biological process (GO): transmembrane transport
Cellular component (GO): membrane
Molecular function (GO): ATP binding; ABC-type oligopeptide transporter activity; ATP hydrolysis activity
Source: RefSeq, a predicted model, not a curated record